GGCGCGGGCCGGCCGAAACCGCGCGGCCGCCGGUGCCCGCCGUGGACUUCGGCAACACGCAGGAGGCGUACCGGAGCCGGCGCAGCUGGGAGCUGGUGCGCAGCCUGCUGGUGCUGCGCCUCUGCGCCUCGCCGGCGCUGCUGGCGCGCCACGAGCAGUUGCUUCAUCUCUCCAGGAGACUUCUGGGGCAAAGGUUGUUCAACACGCUGAUGAAGAUGACCUUCUACGGGCAGUUUGUGGCUGGCGAGGACCAGGAGUCCAUCCGGCCCCUGAUCCAGCACAACAGGGCCUUCGGCGUGGGCUCCAUCCUGGACUACGGUGUGGAGGAGGACCUGACGCCCGAGGAGGCUGAGCGCACGGAGAUGGAGUCCUGUUCCUCAGCCUUGGAGCGUGACGGCCAUGGUGUCAGUAAGAGGGAGAAGCAGUUCCAGGCACACCGGGCCUUCGGGGACCGCAGGGACGGGGUCACCAGUGCCCGCACCUACUUCUACGCCAGUGAGGCCAAGUGUGACAGCCACAUGGAGAUCUUCCUGCGCUGCAUCGAGGCCUCAGGCGGAGCCAGCGAGGAUGGCUUCUCAGCCAUUAAGCUCACGGCGCUGGGGAGACCGCAGUUUCUGCUGCAGUUCUCGGACGUGCUGACUAAGUGGAGAUGCUUCUUCCACCAUGUGGCUGCUGAGCAGGGCAAGGCCGGGCUGGCCGCCGUGGACACGAAGCUGGAGGUGGCCGCGCUGCAGGAAAGCGUGGUCAAGAUGGGCAUCGCGUCCCGGGCGGAGAUUGAGGACUGGUUCACUGCGGAGACACUGGGCGUGUCUGGCACGCUGGACCUGCUGGACUGGUGCAGCCUCAUCGACAGCAGGACCGAGCUCUCCAGGCACCUGGUGGUCCCCAACAUGCAGACGGGACAACUGGAGCCCCUGCUGUCACGGUUCACAGAGGAGGAGGAGCGGCAGAUGACACGCAUGCUGCAAAGGAUGGACGUGCUGGCCAAGAAAGCCAGCCAGGCGGGUGUGCGGCUGAUGGUGGAUGCGGAGCAGACCUACUUCCAGCCAGCCAUCAGCCGCCUGACGCUGGAGAUGCAGCGCAGAUUCAACGUGGAGAGGCCGCUCAUCUUCAACACGUUCCAGUGCUACCUCAGGGAUGCCUAUGACAACGUCACCCUGGACGUGGAGCUGGCUCGCCGGGAGGGCUGGUGUUUCGGGGCGAAGCUGGUGCGUGGUGCGUACAUGACUCAGGAGCGCGCCCGUGCGCUGGAGGUGGGCUACGAGGACCCCAUCAACCCCACGUACGAGGCCACCAGCAUUGUGUACCACAGGUGCCUGGACUAUGUCCUGGAGGAGCUGAAGCACAACGCCAGGGCCGCAGUGAUGGUGGCCUCGCACAACGAGGACACCGUGCGCUUUACUCUGCGCAGGAUGGAGGAGCUGGGCCUGCACCCCGCCGACCGCCAGGUGUACUUUGGACAGCUUCUGGGCAUGUGCGACCAGAUCAGCUUCCCGCUGGGCCAGGCAGGCUUCCCGGUGUACAAGUAUGUCCCUUACGGGCCUGUGAUGGAGGUGCUGCCCUACUUGUCCCGCCGCGCCCUAGAGAACAGCGGGGUCAUGAAGGGGGCUCAGCGGGAGCGGCAGCUGCUGUGGCAGGAGCUCAAGCGGAGGCUCUGCACCGGCAGCCUCUUCCACCAGCCGGCCUAGGCUUCCUGUACCCACACCCAGGCGGCGACGUCCCGGGGUUCCGGCCAACUCCAGCCUCACCCCGAUCACCUUUUACACCCUGAGCUGGGAGAGCCUGCAGAUCCCUGCUCUGCUCGUGGGCAGCCAGGUGCAGGCUGAGGCCCACACUUGCCAGAGGAGCUAGGAGCCGUCAAGAACUGCCUGCCCACCCCCACGACCUUGGAUCUUAAGAACCACCUUCCCCAGAGUCCAACCCUGGCGCCGUGAGCCCCAUGCUGGGCAGCGGCUGGCUGUGGAAGCUGGCCUGUCAAUAAACCACUUUUCUACGGCAUCGAGCCCUCGCUUGCGGCUGAGGGAGUGGCUCUGAUGGCCUGAGAGGCCUUAGGGUCAGGCGCAGCCACUCCAGCCUCAGGCACCCCAUGCAGACCCGGCCAGGCAGGGCAUUGGACACCCCCGACCCCAGCCCCAGAGCUGGGCUCAGAGCAAUGCAGAUAGAUAGCACCUCCAAUGGGCAGGUUUCAUGCUUGCCGGGCCUUGGUCUUUCCCCUGAGACCCUCCCUGCCCCAUGCCCUUCACCCCUGCCCCCCAGUGACCCAUACCAGACUCCUGUUGCUCUGACAACUCACGGAGCAGGCUGGCUGUGGCCCAAGUGCC
Molecule: messenger RNA, 2321 nt
Organism: Dama dama (fallow deer)
Lineage: Eukaryota; Metazoa; Chordata; Mammalia; Artiodactyla; Cervidae
Gene: PRODH
Product: proline dehydrogenase 1
Exons: 14
Coding region: 210-1688 (492 amino acids)
Cellular component (GO): mitochondrion
Molecular function (GO): FAD binding; proline dehydrogenase activity
Source: RefSeq, a predicted model, not a curated record